Molecule: messenger RNA, 2294 nt
Organism: Danaus plexippus (monarch butterfly)
Lineage: Eukaryota; Metazoa; Arthropoda; Insecta; Lepidoptera; Nymphalidae
Exons: 9
Coding region: 250-1224 (324 amino acids)
Biological process (GO): synapse organization
Cellular component (GO): neuron projection membrane
Source: RefSeq, a predicted model, not a curated record
GAGCUGAACAGACGUUAGUAGGAUGAAGGCGAUUUUAUCCUUCAAACUUUUGAAUGUACAGUACGCGAUCGUUUUCUAAAUAGCUGAAUUAUUUUAUCGGACUAAUUAAAACAAUCGCUUAUCGAACAAUUAAAAGUGUUUGCGUGUUGAACGUGUUAGUCUAAAUUCCUAUUAAGUGAUGGUGAUUUUUCUGUUUUAUACCAACGCGACGGAACCAAUAAACCUGCGGAGCGGGUAGGAUGCAGCGGUAUGCACCACAUCGCACUGCUCUUGAUGCUUCUCAUGAGGGCAAGUGCCCAUUUGAAUAUGACGGCUUCGCCUACUUCUGAUUCUACAUAUCUUCUCAGAAGUACAUUGCCACCAACUGUAUUUACCUUGUCAGUGACAAAGGCAAGACGGAUUUCAUCUAGACGGGGAAAGUCGGAUUCACCGAUGUUGAAUUACAUUUUUGAUUCAUAUGCGACAAAUAACAAACAUUUUCAUGACAAUUUCAAAGGACCUUCAUUCGAAGAUGACAUAAACUCUGACAAAAUUAUCAACACAGACACAGGUGCGACAGUUUUAUUUGAUUGUCGAGUUUCGUCAUUAAGAGAUAAAACAGUAUCCUGGCUGAGGGUUUCCAACGACACAAAUCUAGAACUGUUGACAGUUGAUUUAGAGACUCAUACGACAGAUCCGAGAUAUAAAGUGGACGUUGCUGGUGAAACAUGGAAGCUUUCUCUCACGGACGCUAAGGUUCAAGAUUCUGGAAUAUACUGCUGUCAUGUAUCAACGCAUCCGCCCAUGUUACGUCGAUUUCGCUUAGUUGUUCAUCCGCCCGAAAUAAAAAUGAACAAUGAAGCUUUCCUGGAAAGCGGCGAGACUCUAUCGCUCAAGUGCGCUGUAUUGCACUUAAAUCCCGGAGAAGCGAGUGAAUUACACUGGUACCGAGGAAACAAUACCACGCCGCUUGAUGAGAUACGGUCUGGUGUACUAGUAGAGACAGAUCUUUUAACGCUUACAAGUCAUCUUCAGGUAGCUCAUCUUAAAGUGGAAGAUGCUGGAAACUACACCUGCGCCCUUGCAUCGCCUAUUACGAUGAGAGCCGUAGCAAGGGUUCAUGUGUUACAAGGUUCAAGUCUAGCUGAACUUCAAAGCGGUGUCAAGACAACAACAAGCUACAUAGGCUUACUUCUGACAUCGCUCAUAAUUAUCUUCUACACGAAUUUUGAAGAUAUAAGAUGACCUCGUUAGAUCAUAAUAAUAAUGGAAGGCUGGAUAACGCAAGAAUUUCGCUGGGAACAAAUUAAUAUUGAUAGAACAUCGUCAGAUUUUAUUUUGACGUAUUCAAGGGAAUUAGAAUAAAGAGUAAAUGGUGUGAAAUGGAAACCGUCUGAUUGUUUGAAAGUAGGUAUUGUUGAUUGAAAUCACACUAAGGGAAUAAUAAUAAAUUUAGUUCUCAAUUUUAAUGGAAAUGUCAAAGUGAAUAAUAACUUUUUCUUAUAGUAAAAGUCGAAUAUUUUGUUCUUUUUUUAUUUUAUUUUUUUAUUUUAACAGUAUUAACAUUCCUUUUGGAAUGUCACACUAAAUCAAUGUUGUUUUUGCUUUGGGCCACUGACAAAUCCAGAUUACUGAAAAAUAAAUGUCCUUCUAAAAUUUUAUAGGAAAAGCAACGGUUGAAAUUCCUUUUAAAUUCACAUUCAAUACAGUGCAAUAGGUGAUUUUAAUAGUUGAACUAAUAAAACCUAAAAAGUUACAAGUAUGCAAAAAUCCAAAAUCUAUAACCAUAUUAUCAGAUACGCGUUUGUUAUUGAAGCAAAAGAAAAAUAUUUUAAUGGAUAUUUUAAAGCCUUUGGCUGGAAUAAAUAUUUUAAGUAUAUUUAAGCUCGUUAAUUAAAAUUUACCUUAAAUAUUGACGUAUUCUUUUACUUUGUUACACAGAAUGAUUGUUUAUUCGCUUAUUUUAAUCAUAUUGAAGCACAUGUUACAAUGAAAAUGAAGGAGAUAUUCAAAUUGUUAUGCAAAUAAUUUUGCUUGUUUUAAUUAUUAUGUUACUUCAACAUUUAUGCGUAUACACCAGCUAUUAUAAUUGUUGUUUAACAAUGUUAAAAUGUUAUUUUCAAUAUCAUCCCAUUUAAUGGCAGUGAUUUAUUACUCUCGUCAAACUUAAAGCGUUUAAUGACAUUACAUUGUCCGUAAAAUGUUUUUACGGUUCCUGUUAUGUAAAAAUUUAAAAGCCUUUAACAUAAUAGAUACAAUUUUCAUCGUAAAAUUACUAUUUCUAUUUUUAAUCGAGUUGAUUUUAAUUGUUAAGA